This is a messenger RNA of Gallus gallus (chicken), 1532 nucleotides long. RefSeq names its product NADH:ubiquinone oxidoreductase subunit A9 (gene NDUFA9). Bases 28 to 1164 code for a protein of 378 amino acids. Lineage: Eukaryota; Metazoa; Chordata; Aves; Galliformes; Phasianidae. The transcript is spliced from 11 exons. The record is from RefSeq and is marked provisional. Gene Ontology annotation, cellular component: mitochondrion. Gene Ontology annotation, molecular function: protein-containing complex binding.
GGCGCAGGGAGUUGUGGGUCAGGCAAGAUGGCGGUUGUUGCUCGGUUGUCUUCUCGCGGCCUUUUGCUGCCAAGGACAGGCUCUGGCAUUUCUGCGUUAUCCACAGUGCCGUCUGUGUUGCAGCAGCACCACCAAGUUCAUCAUGCGGUGAUCCCUCAUGGGAGAACCGGACGAUCCUCUGUUAGUGGCAUUGUGGCCACUGUCUUUGGAGCUACAGGUUUCCUGGGGCGUUACGUUGUCAAUCGUUUAGGUCGCAUUGGAUCUCAAGUAAUCAUACCUUAUCGCUGUGAUCAGUAUGACCUCAUGUAUCUGCGACCAAUGGGUGACCUGGGGCAACUUCUCUUCUUAGAGUGGGACUGUAAGGACAAAGAUUCUACCCGAAGAGCUGUGGAGCACAGCAAUGUGGUCAUUAAUCUUGUUGGAAAGGAAUGGGAAACAAAAAACUUCAGUUUUGAAGAUGAAUUUGUAAAUAUUCCUAAAAGUAUUGCCCAGAUAACUAGAGAGGCUGGUGUGGAAACACUCAUUCAUAUCUCUCACCUGAAUGCUAGCAUGAAGAGUCCUUCCAAAUACCUGAGGAGUAAAGCUGUUGGAGAGAAAGCAGUAAGGGAAGAAUUUCCAGAUGCUGUAAUUAUGAAGCCUUCUGAGAUGUUCGGGAGAGAGGACCGAUUUCUCAAUCAUUAUGCGAACAUGCGCUGGUUUGGUGGUGUGCCUCUUAUUUCUUUGGGCAAAAAAACAGUGAAGCAACCAGUAUACGUGGUUGAUGUAGCAAAGGCAAUUAUUAAUGCAGUUAAGGAUCCUGAUGCUAAAGGAAAAACAUAUGCCUUGGUUGGACCUAAUAGGUACCUGCUGUAUGACAUGAUAGAAUACAUCUAUGCAGUUGCUUUUCGAAAAUUUUUUCCAUAUCCACUUCCACGUCCUCUCUAUCAUUUAAUUGCAAGAUUCUUUGAGAUCAGUCCAUUUGAACCAUGGUUAACUCGAGACAAAGUAGACCGAUUUCACGCGACAGACAUGAUAUUGCCUGAUCUCCCCGGUUUGGAGGAUUUGGGUAUUCAACCAACACCUCUAGAACAAAGAGCAAUUGAAGUUCUUCGCCGUCACCGCAGAUACCGCUGGUUGGAUGCUGAGCUGGAGGAAGCAAAACCAGCGAAGACAUAUCCCAUGUAACAGUUGCAUAAAUGUUUACUUAACACUUCUUAAUCUGUCUCUAUAUGACCUAGCUUUUUGGAGAACUGUGUACAUACUAAGUAAAAUAUUGUAAUCGUGCAAACUGUCUUUUAUCAGUGGUGUUGUCUUUUUAAUUAUGGGAAGCUGUAGCUGAUCACAGUUCUUGACUUUAAUAGAAAAUGAAAGCAAACUUACAUAUUAUUUGCUUAGUUGGUGAGCGUUAAAGUAUUUUGAUGACUGGGAGUGGGAGAGUAGGCUAAUCACAUUAGCUAGAAGAAGCUGAGGUUUGUAUGGAAACUAGUUUUAAAAACCAGAUUGAGAACAGGGAUGAAAUGAGUGACAAAUAAACCUUGUAUUUUCACCUCAAA